Silurus meridionalis is the source of this 5266-nucleotide messenger RNA. RefSeq names its product potassium voltage-gated channel, subfamily H (eag-related), member 5b (gene kcnh5b). The transcript has 13 exons. Gene Ontology annotation, cellular component: membrane. The coding region runs from base 853 to 4020 and encodes 1055 amino acids. Lineage: Eukaryota; Metazoa; Chordata; Actinopteri; Siluriformes; Siluridae. Gene Ontology annotation, molecular function: voltage-gated potassium channel activity. The record is from RefSeq and is a predicted model, not a curated record. Gene Ontology annotation, biological process: potassium ion transmembrane transport; regulation of membrane potential.
UAGAAGGGUAUCUGCAAGAGUGAAAGGGACAGUUUGAGGACAGGGGGAGUUUGGAGACAGAUGAUCCGCUGUGGCGACCCGUAACGGGAGCAGCAGAAAAAAGAAGUAGAAGAGAAGAAGAAGAAGAAGCAGAUUAUGGUGUAGUUUAGUGCAGCAUAGUGUAGUUUAGUGUCGUAUAUUUAUUGUAUUUGUAUUAUGUAUUAUUAUUGUAUUAAGAGCACCUAAUCAACAAUUAGAGCUUUUAUUAGCGCGUGAGCGAGCUUCACCUGCUAAGCUGAGUGGAAACCGGAAAUGAUGUAGGGGGUAGCGUUUUUUUAUUUUUAUUUUUACAAGAGAAGAGAAGAAAAUAAAUCUUUCUUAAACUUAAACUAUAACUAGCUACAUUAUAACAUCACAAUAAACCAGCAAAAUGUCUUUCUGGAUGUGGCGGUCAUCUUGAGUCAGUGGGAAAUACCUUUCACAGAGCAGACCUGUUCAGUGUGAGACAAAGAAACAGUGACGAUUGCUGUGCGGUUCUCUGUGCAACUGUAGUUCCUGCUGUUUUCAGGUCAUCCUGCGACGCUUUUCAAAUUUAAACGCGUCUUUAGAUCACGAGAUCCUUGAGAUACGACAUCCUAGAGAUCCAGAUGUUCUGCGUCGCCUCAUUUCUUCAACGCGCGUGCCGAAGUUUCCAGAAGCGGCGCGACGUCGCUCGCGCUCACCCGACGUGGCUCAGACGCUCAGCCGGCUGCGCUGCUGGUGCGCUUUGAUGUCUGCGCGCAUGCGUCUCUAGUUAAUACCCCUUUUGCCUGAGCUCGGAGACAGCUUCUCACACACACACACACACACACACGAGCGCGCGCGGGCGUUACCAUGAGCGCGAGCCUCGCCGUCCCGGCGCUCCACGCCGCACGCGACCUGUCCGCUUGGCGCGCGAGCAGCGCGAGACGUUCCUCGACUGAAGCGCGAGCAGCAGCGAUGCCCGGCGGAAAGCGAGGGCUCGUGGCGCCGCAGAACACUUUUUUGGAGAACAUCGUCCGGCGCUCGAGCGAAACGAGUUUUCUGCUGGGGAACGCCCAGAUUGUGGAAUGGCCCGUGGUCUACAGUAAUGACGGCUUCUGCAAGCUGUCAGGAUACCACAGAGCAGAGGUCAUGCAGAAGAGCAGCACAUGCAGUUUUAUGUAUGGUGAGCUGACGGAUAAGAGGACCGUAGAGAAAGUGAGGCAGACCUUCGACAACUAUGAGUCCAACUGCUUUGAAGUGCUGCUUUAUAAAAGGAAUAGAGCACCUGUGUGGUUCUACAUGCAGAUUGCACCAAUCAGGAAUGAGAAUGACAAGGUGGUGCUUUUCCUGUGCACGUUUAAAGACAUCACUGCGUUUAAGCAGCCCAUUGAGGAUGAGAGCACCAGAGGCUGGGGUAAGUUUGCCAGGCUCACUCGUGCUCUGACCAACAGCCGGUGCACCAACCAGCAGCUGACUCCUAUGAGCAAGCCUGAAGUCAGCUCCCACAAAACCUCCCGACUCGCUGAGGUGCUUCAACUUGGUUCGGAAAUCCUGCCCCAGUACAAGCAAGAAGCGCCUAAGACGCCGCCUCACAUCAUCCUGCACUACUGCACCUUCAAGACCACAUGGGACUGGGUGAUCCUUAUCCUCACCUUCUACACAGCCAUCAUGGUGCCCUACAAUGUCUCUUUUAAAACCAAGCAGAACAACGUCACCUGGCUGGUGCUGGACAGCGUGGUGGACGUCAUCUUCCUGGUGGACAUCGUGCUGAACUUCCACACCACGUUUGUCGGGCCCGGCGGUGAGGUCAUUUCCGAUCCCAAGCUGAUCCGGAUGAAUUAUCUCAAAACCUGGUUUGUGAUAGACCUGCUCUCCUGCUUGCCAUAUGACAUCAUCAACGCUUUCGAAAAUGUGGACGAGGGCAUCAGCAGUCUGUUUAGCUCUCUAAAGGUGGUGCGUCUGCUGCGUUUGGGUCGCGUGGCACGAAAACUGGACCACUAUCUGGAAUACGGUGCGGCCGUUCUGGUCCUGUUGGUGUGUGUGUUCGGGUUGGUGGCCCACUGGCUGGCCUGUAUCUGGUACAGCAUUGGGGAUUACGAGGUCAUCGACAAGAACAGUAACACCAUCAAGAAAGACAGCUGGCUCUACCAGUUAGCCACCACCACUGGCUCACCGUACCGCUACAACACCAGCGGCUCCGGUCGAUUGGAAGGCGGCCCUGGGAAACACACGCUCUACAUUUCCUCCCUGUAUUUUACCAUGACCAGUCUGACAACCAUCGGAUUCGGCAACAUCGCUCCUACCACUGACGGAGAGAAGAUCUUCUCCGUGGCAAUGAUGAUGGGAGGAUCUCUCCUGUAUGCAACAAUAUUCGGAAACGUGACCACCAUCUUCCAGCAGAUGUACGCCAAUACCAACCGCUACCACGAGAUGCUGAACAAUGUGAGGGAUUUCCUGAAACUCUACCAGGUGCCCAAAGGCCUGAGCGAGCGGGUGAUGGACUACAUCGUCUCCACAUGGUCCAUGACCAAAGGCAUAGACACUGAAAAGGUGCUGUCUAUCUGUCCCAAGGACAUGCGUGCGGACAUCUGUGUCCACCUGAACAGGAAAGUGUUUAACGAGCACCCCGCGUUCCGAUUGGCCAGCGACGGCUGCCUUCGCUCGUUAGCCGUUGAGUUCCAGACUAUUCAUUCGGCUCCCGGGGACCUCAUAUUCCAUGCUGGGGAAAGCGUGGACACACUGUGCUUCGUAGUGUCCGGGUCACUCGAGGUCAUCCAGGACGACGAGGUCAUUGCUAUACUUGGUAAAGGUGAUGUGUUCGGUGACGUGUUCUGGAAAGAGACGACCCUAGCUCACUCGUGCGCUAACGUCAGAGCGCUAACCUACUGCGAUUUGCACAUCAUUCACAGAGACGCUCUGCUAAAAGUGCUCGACUUCUACAUGGCGUUCGCCAACUCCUUCUCCCGCAAUCUCAUCCUCACCUGCAACCUUCGCAAAAGGAUUGUCUUCCGUAAGAUCAUUGAUGUGAAAAAGGAGGAAGAAGAACGUCAGCGCUCAAAAAACGAGGUUCCGCUGACCAUCCCGGUGGACCACCCGGUCCGAAAACUGUUGCAGAAAUUCAAACAGCAGAAGGAGCUUCGCAUCCAGGAGGCCUCGGUCCAAAUUGACGUGGAGAAGAACCGGCAGCAGCUUCACAUGCAGCUACGCUCACACACUCAGCUACAGCACACACAUGCGUCCAUCCCCCAGAGCACACUGCAUGCGGUACAGAACGGGAGAUCUAGCAUGGGUUCCUGUAGCAGUGUGGUCACCAUUUCGCAGAUCACACCGAUUCAGAACUCCUUCUCAAAAUCUGGUGACCCGCUUAAACAAAACAACUGCGAUGUCAUGGAACUAAAAGCGGCUGGAGAUCCAACCCCGAGCAUGACCCGUCUGAAGAUGAGCAACACCUCACAAGCAAAACCGGGUCGUGGGUGGACGCGGUUAAAAAACAACAUGGCAGCUCCAGACUCUCUACCACAGGAGAGCAGGAAAGAUGGGCUGAACAAUGUGACAAAAGCGGUAUCUAUAGAACGGCUCUCUCCCGAGGUCAAAGUGCAGAUCGAAGGUGUUGUGGACGUCACCACGUCCAGAAAGAACUCUCUCCGUAAAACAGACUCAUGGGAUAGCGGGUUAACCCAAAGCGAUCAGAGGUUAGAUAACGUAGAGGAAGUGCAGAGUCCCGUUCCAGGAGACAUCAUCUGUGGUGGAGGAGAAGGACUUGCGAGGGAUAUGUUCUCAAACCACGAACUGUCAUUUCAGACCACACUUCAGGAGGCAAGGCUGGAGCUUCGGGGAGAGAUCCAAGCUUUGGGUUCAAGGAUGGCCGUUUUAGAGGAACAAGUAGGCCAGAUACUCAGAUUGCUCUUGGAACAGAACGAUUCACCGGGUCAGGCUUGUACACCUCAAUUACAAAGACCCAGAUCCAGGACAGGAGAACUGUUUUCCAUUUCGACACCGGGUAGUCCUGAUUCAGACAAGGAUGAAGUGCUGAUCUGAACAAAAGCAAAAAUAAAUCCUGAAACAAAAUUCUUAAAGCUCAGGUCUGUAAGGGAAUAUGACCAGGAUUGUUUGGAGGUUCUUAGCAGACCCCCAGCAGUUUUGAAUGUGAGAGCUUGACCAGUGGUAGUGGUAGGUUGCACAGAAGAAGCAUUGCGUACUUCUAUCUUUAUUGCUGGGAACUUGGGAACUUUGUUAGCCAACUUUGCACAACAUGUACUAUUCAAGAUGAAGACUGAGAAACUGCUCAGAAGCUAUUUUAUGAUUUUCUUUUUAAACUUUGCAUGUUCAGCUGGGUUCUGUUUUGCCAAAGAUAAAAAGCGUAUCAAAUAUGAUAAUAUUUGUACAAUGUUCUACAUUACACGCUUGUACAUUAUGCAGAUGACUGCAUGCGGGUGGCAUUUGCUUAUUCACUCUGAUUAUCUGAAUGAUAUUUAUUCAGAAUAUGGAGAGUUUGGAUUAAAAGUGGCAUGAGAUGCCUGAAAAAAAAAACAACAAAUGCUUUAUUUGAAAUCUAUAAAAGAGUGGCUAAGGAAUUUUUGUUUGUUUUUAGGAUGAAGAUGUGAAAGUGAACGCAGAGGUAGAUCCAUUUAGUGCAUGUAAAUAACAUGAAUUCGAAAUGAGAACACAACAUAAAACAAAGGUAAGAUUAACUCAACCUAAUAAAUCUAGUUUAGAAGAAAUCAGUCAACAAAUUCUGAAUUGCUCCCAAAAUUGUUCACCUGAAUACUGAUACGUGCUGUGACAUUCCCGAGACAAGUGACACCCACCAUGCACAACUUUUUUGUGUCACAGGCCUGAGAAAUCUGCUACCUGCCUAAUUACAUGUACAUGAGCUUCCAGACAACUGCUGAUUGGUUAGAAACUAAUGGGAUUGACAGGGUGAGAAAUUAUGCCCCUCCCUCCUAAAGAGGUAACUGCUCAUUUUAAGGUCAUGAACUGCCACAGUGGUUUGUAGCAUUGCCAGGAUUCUUUUGUUUGCUGUGCUCUCUUUGCUGAUACAUUUGAUGUUCAAAAAAAUGAUCUCAGACAAUGUUUGAAGAAAUCAUAAUGAGGCAAAAAUCAUGAAGAGCAGAGAGUUGGCUUGGCACCAAGAAAAAUAUGACAUACAUAUAUAAAUAAUGAAUAAAAUAUAAAACAUGACAAAUAUAUUUAAAACUACAGUAGUUUUUGUUGCAUACAGUGAUACAGAUAUUGGUUUAUUCUAACAGCUAAAUGUUUUGCAGUGCAGUGUUUUAGCAGUUUG